This is a messenger RNA of Zygotorulaspora mrakii, 1266 nucleotides long. RefSeq names its product aspartate transaminase AAT2 (gene AAT2). Gene Ontology annotation, cellular component: cytosol. Bases 1 to 1266 code for a protein of 421 amino acids. Gene Ontology annotation, biological process: L-aspartate biosynthetic process. The record is from RefSeq and is a predicted model, not a curated record. Lineage: Eukaryota; Fungi; Ascomycota; Saccharomycetes; Saccharomycetales; Saccharomycetaceae. Gene Ontology annotation, molecular function: pyridoxal phosphate binding; L-aspartate:2-oxoglutarate transaminase activity. The transcript has a single exon.
AUGUCUCAAACUGUUCUAAAUAAUAUUCCACAACUUCCCGCUGACGCUUUGUUUGGCAUAAAACAGAGGUCAUCCCGUGAUGCUAGAGACUUCAAAGUCGAUUUGGGUAUCGGUGCCUACAGAGAUGAAAACGGCAGGCCAUGGGUAUUACCAAGUGUACGGUCUGCAGAGAAAGCUAUUCAUGAAGAUCCAUUAUACAAUCACGAAUACUUAGCGAUUAAUGGGCUACCCGAGUUGAGCAUUGGAGCCGCUAAGAUUUUAUUCGGCGAGGAGUCACAUGCCUUGAAAGAGGGAAGAAUUAUUUCCGUGCAGUCAAUAUCGGGUACUGGUGCGCUACAUAUUGUUUCGAAGUUUGUAGCCAAAUUCUUAGCAGGCAGAGCAGUCUACCUUUCUGAACCUACCUGGGCGAAUCAUAAGGCUAUUUUCAAGACACAAAAUGUCAAGACAGAAGCCUACCCAUACUGGAAGUCUUCUACUAAAACGUUGGAUAUGGAUGGCUUUCUAGGAGCAAUUAAGAGUGCACCAAAUGGUUCGAUUUUCCUUUUGCAUGCCUGUGCACACAACCCAACCGGUUUGGACCCAAGCAAAGAGCAAUGGCCAACUAUUUUGGACACACUUGCCUCCAAGGAACACAUUGUCAUCUUUGAUUCUGCUUACCAAGGCUUUGCCUCUGGUAGCUUAGAUAAUGAUGCAUUUGCCGUGCGCUUGGGUCUUGAAAAGCUAGCUAAAAGUUGCCCAAUUUUCGUUUGCCAAUCAUUUGCAAAGAACUUUGGUAUGUACGGUGAACGUGUUGGUUGUUUCCACCUAGUUUUGCCUCAACAGGACGCCAAUGUUGAUAUUUCAAAAAUUAAUAGAGCCAUAUCUUCGCAAUUAUCCACCAUAAUUAGAAGCGAAGUGUCCAACUCUCCAGCUUAUGGUGCCAAAAUUGUUGCUAAGAUCUUAAACAGUCCCGACUUGACCAAACAAUGGCACAAGGAUAUGAUCACUAUGUCAUCCAGAAUCACCAGCAUGAGACAUGCUCUGAGAGACAAGUUAGUUGAGUUAGGAACUCCAGGUAAUUGGGAUCAUAUAGUUUCCCAAUGUGGUAUGUUUUCGUAUACAGGCUUGACCGCUAGCAUGGUAGAAAGACUGGAAACUCAGCAUGCCGUAUAUUUGGUUUCCUCCGGUAGAGCUUCUAUUGCCGGAUUGAACAAAGGUAACCUUGAACACGUCGCCAAAUCUAUUGACGAAGUAGUACGUUAUUGUUCUAAAGAUGCCAAGUUUUGA